AGAGGCUGCAGGCCGCCGGGCUCGCUGGCCUUGUUUGGCUCUGCUGUCGCUGGGCCUCUGCUUGUUGGUGUGUCCCUCCCCCCACCCUGGAGGAGGGCUCGCCCUGCGUGGCAGUGAUGCUAUGGGCUAAAUGCCAGAAGUGGCCCUGGCAAGAUGGACACGUAACCAGGAGGCUUCAGGACCCUGCAAGGGACCUCCAGGCGUCCUCCAUUAGUCAAGACGCUGUUGCCGAAUAAUGGAGGGUGAGGAGCAGCCAGCUCAGGAGGCUGAUGCAGAGUCCAUGGUGAUGUCAGGGACUCCAGAGGCAGUACCAAGGAUGCUUUCUGAAGACCACCAGAAUUUGUCUGAUGUUGAUGCCUUCAACCUGCUCCUGGAGAUGAAGCUGAAGCGGCGGCGGGAGCGGCCCAACCUUCCCCGCACUGUGACCCAACUGGUGGCUGAAGAUGGGAGCAGGGUAUAUGUGGUGGGUACUGCUCACUUCAGUGAUGACAGCAAGCGGGAUGUCGUGAAGACCAUCCGGGAGGUACAGCCUGAUGUGGUGGUUGUGGAGCUCUGCCAGUACCGUGUGUCCAUGCUGAAGAUGGAUGAGAGGACACUACUACGCGAGGCCAAGGAAGUCAGCUUAGAGAAGCUACAGCAGGCCAUCAGGCAGAAUGGACUCAUGUCUGGGCUCAUGCAGAUGCUGCUGCUGAAGGUGUCUGCCCACAUCACCGAGCAGCUGGGGAUGGCCCCUGGUGGCGAGUUCAGGGAGGCCUUCAAGGAGGCUAGCAAAGUGCCAUUCUGCAAGUUCCACUUGGGUGAUCGACCCAUCCCAGUCACCUUCAAGAGGGCUAUUGCUGCACUCUCCUUCUGGCAGAAGGUCAAGCUGGCCUGGGGCCUGUGCUUCCUUUCAGACCCAAUCAGCAAGGACGAUGUGGAGCGCUGCAAGCAGAAGGACCUGUUGGAACAGAUGAUGGCGGAGAUGAUUGGCGAGUUUCCUGACUUGCAUCGCACCAUUGUCUCAGAGCGUGACAUCUACCUGACCUACAUGCUGCGGCAGGCGGCCCGGUGCCUUGAGCUACCCCGUGCCUCUGACGCUGAGCCCAGGAAGUGUGUCCCCUCUGUGGUGGUGGGUGUUGUGGGUAUGGGUCAUGUGCCUGGCAUUGAGAAGAACUGGAGCACCGAGCUCAACAUUCAGGAGAUCAUGACUGUCCCCCCACCAUCUAUCUCGGGCAGAGUAUCCCGGAUGGCCAUGAAGGUUGCCUUCUUUGGCCUGCUGGGCUACGGCCUAUAUUGGAUGGGCCGCCGAACCAUGAACCUGGUCCUAUCCUUGCCUGCUACGCAGUUCUGCCUCCAGAAGGUGUCCCAGGCCCGGCCAAGCCAGUAGAAGGCCAUGCGGACCAGUGAGCGCACCCACCACACGCAGGGGCUCUACUCCCCUGCAUCACAGCAGGUGCUCCUGAGAAGCUGGUACCACCCGCCCAGGGGUUUCCCUGGGUGCAGAUGCAUCCAUGCCACCCCCCAUGGGGGUCCCGGCCAAGCCAAGCCUUUCCUGCCCUCCCUACCCCCUGCCACCCAAAUAAAGAAUUAUUUAACUGACUGAGCUCAGGCUUCCCAGCAGCCCCACACACUCAGUGCAAGGGCUGCCCAUAGGUGUCAGGACCCAGCAGCCCAGUUUAAGGGAGCCAGAGGCUGAGGGAGGGUGCAGAAAUGCUCCUUCUAGCUCCAGGGUGGACCUGGAAAAUGGCUGCUGUACUACCUCACUGUGCCUUGUGCUCUGGUUAGCAGGAACAUCUGGCCCUGAGUGCAUCUUGCCACAGAUGUGGGGGCUGGCAAGUUUGGGAAGCUGGGUGUCCAUACAGCUCCUUCCUAUGGGGUGUGGGAGCUCUGGCUGACCUGGACUUCCAUGUGGCAUUGCUAGCUGUGUCUCUGCCUGCAGAGAUUCUAUUUUGGUGUGGUUUUUUUUUUUUUUUUUUAAUAUUUGAAAAGUUUUUUACUCAGGUAAUUUUAAUAUCAAAGAGAAAACAAACUGGAACAAAUGUCAGGAAACAUGCCUUAAGUCCAGUGGUGACAAAGAAUAAGUCUUUUCCUAUGUGUCUGUGUACCCUAAGUGGGCAAGGGUACAUCAGAGGUCAGCUCAGGGGUCCAGGCCCCAGCCCUGUGAGUGAUGGGGGCUGCUGCCUCAGGCGUGAGCCUGCUAGAGGGGCCUGGCCUGCUUCCUGUACAUCAGGUGUGAUGCCCAGGCUGCCCUGACUGGACAGUCAGCCUGCGUGCUACUAGACAACCACUAUCAGCCAUACACCUAGGACCAUGGUUAGCCUGCAAUGCUCAGCCAUUCAUGUAUACAAACUGUGGCUUCUGGCAUGUACUGCAUCUACUGCACAGCCUGUCAGGACCAAGGCCACUCUCAUUGUCCUUGUAUUGACUCAAAUCAGGUGAAACACCAUGAGCCAGGUAGGGGCCACAGGGUGGACUGGUUGUGUACUUGUCACUCAUGGAUUCGUUCCCUAGAAACAGAAAUAAAUUCUAAUUUUGGAAGCUCC
Molecule: messenger RNA, 2522 nt
Organism: Jaculus jaculus (lesser Egyptian jerboa)
Lineage: Eukaryota; Metazoa; Chordata; Mammalia; Rodentia; Dipodidae
Gene: Trabd
Product: TraB domain containing
Exons: 10
Coding region: 236-1366 (376 amino acids)
Source: RefSeq, a predicted model, not a curated record